Molecule: messenger RNA, 288 nt
Organism: Cooperia oncophora
Lineage: Eukaryota; Metazoa; Nematoda; Chromadorea; Rhabditida; Trichostrongylidae
Source: the annotation of a GenBank genome assembly
AUGCUCUGGUACUGGAAUGUGUACGGCGGUGGCCCAUCAUACGAGACUCCGGCCAACUUUGACGAUUUCCGCUCAUUCGGAGGAUGGACCGCACCUUUAGUGAAACAGUUCGCUCAAGUGGAAGCCGUCUGUGGAAUCACUGUGAACAGGGACGUGUACAGUACAUCGUCUACAAUGAAUGCUGUUGCUGCUUCGACCAAGACAGAGAAAUCUGAACAAAUCACCGUCGGCGGUCUGGGACUUGGAAGUGCAGCGGCAUUCAGUGGAAUACCAGAAAUCAAAGCAUGA